AUCGGUGCAAAUGCUGCGUGGAUCCAGCAGUGGGCAACACGACACAGGCUACAAGCUGCCGGAGCAACCAGGGCAGUCAUUCUCAAACAGCAAGGGCUUUUGGUUUCUAGCUGUCACAUACUUCCCUUCAUUUGGCGUCUUGUGUUUAUGUGACUCAAAAACAGCAGAGAAAUUAUUAUCUGAGAUUAAAUCAUUGGUAGAAAUGUACAUCCUGACCAUGAUCAUUUCUGAUUUUUGCACGAGUUGCUGGAAAUAUGGAGAAGUAUUAUAUUCAACGUAGUUUAAUGAAUUGGGAGAACCAGUAAUUGAAAAGGAUUUGUUUUUUUUUUCAUUUUAGGUUAGUUUUUCAGGGAUGGGCUUUCUACAUUCGCACAUGCUUCUACAGCUGCGGUGCUCUCUAUUUGUUGUUGUACUUUUCCCCCAAUGUGGUUAAAGGGAACGUGUAGCUAACUUCUUCACAUUUUCCAGCUCUGAUCUGCACAUUUGUCAAUGCAAAGUCAUUUUUUCUCUCAUCUCAAAGACAUUUGGUAGCAAUUAUCAUCGCCCAGCUGUGGUUACCCUGCAGACUGACAACAUGGUCGCUACGUCUCUGAAAAUGGUUUGAUUAAAAUGAGCCAAGGUCACGGUUCUCCAAACGUGAAACAUGUCGCCAGGCAAAAAAUGUCCAGCCUUUUUUUUUCAGUGAGAAUGUUUAUUCAGGCACCAGAACCAGGAAGAUUAGUAGAAAAUUUUAGUUGGAGUCUGCGUUUCCCAGACAUGUUUUCAUGAAGGAAACUUAGCUGAAAACAAGGAAGUUCUUGUCUGCUUAACUUUCCAAGAAAGUAUUUUUUGAUGCAGAGAUGCAACAGGCGUUUACUGCAGAUAGAAUAUAAUUACAGAACAUGAAAGACGACGACUUCUCUAGAGAAGAAGAGGAGAUGCAUUCCUUCGGAUGUGAACAAAGCGACAUAAUUUUGUUUUCAAAUGAAGCAGAGAGGACUUCAAGGCCUGGCUGUUGCAGAUGCCAAACUGCGUGGUUAUUGAGUCUGGCUGUGAAAGUGCUGUACAUAUUCUUUAGUUGUCUCAUCAUAGCUGUUGCUGUGCUGGCGUCUGUAGUGUUCAGAAAGGUUGACUCCAUUACUGAAGAUAUCAACGUGGCCCAAUCAUUCUAUGAUACAAAGAUUAGCUCCGUUCAGAUGAACAUUAAAGAGCUCGAUCAAAAAUCCAUAAGCAAAAACUGCUCUUCGUGCCACGAGGUCUCACAAUUUGCGCAAGAGAUUAUUGACUUGCAGAAAGAGUUUGAACAGAUUCAGCAGUUGCUUUUGGCACAAGAGCCUGUUCUGGAUGAGACUGUCCAAAAUCAUCUAACACUUUCAUCUGACAACAGAAGAAUCAAUAAGGAGAUUAUCCAUUAUUCAACAUCUAUUGAGCAGAUCAACCAAACAGUGGAAAGUGUUUCAGUGCAAGUAAAUGGCUUGCAAGUACUUGUAAAGGAACUCGAUGAGUUUAUGAGGAGACUGACCCAGGACCAGUACAAAGUCAGGAUUAGUGUACAACACAUUAACUUCACCACCAACCAGAAUACUUUAUGGCUUGAAGAAAUUCAAAGAAAAGCUGAUGAGGAAACCUUAAUAUUACAGAAGAUAGUGACAGACUUGCAGAACUCUACAAAAUUAUUUGGAGUUUUAAGGGCUUCAGUAAGCAAAAUGAAUGAGGUGGUCAAAGGUAUUCAGAGUACUCUGAGCACUGCACUCCAGAGGGUCUCUCAGAAUGCUGAGGUCAUGCAUGAUUUAAGCUUGCAACUACUUGUGGUACAUGAGCAGUUUGAAAACAUAUCCUCCUUCCUUGAUGACCAUGAAGAAAAUAUUCAGGACAUCCUUUAUCAUGCAAAAUAUUAUGAAAAUAGGACGGCUGAAAGGUUUGAAACCAUCAUGGGGCGGAUGGUUUCUCAUGAAACUGAAAUUAAUACCAUAUUGGCCAAUAUCAAUGCCACAAACAACCACGUGCAUAGUAUGAUAAAAUAUAUCAGUGAUGUGAGGACAUCUUGUUCGAGUGGGCUUGGAGCACAUUCAGAAGAACUUUACCAUUUCAACAAUUCUCUGACCGUUAUUCAGAGCGCCACUGAUAUGUUAAGGCAGCGGUAUAAUCUCUUAAGUGCAACAUUAAAUGGAGAAAUAAGCAAACUUGCUAUUGUAAUGGAAGAAAUGAAAAUUGUUGAUGCACAACAUGGAGAGGCAAUCAAAAACGUCACAAUUUUAAGAGGUUUGCCAGGUUUGCCGGGACCGAAAGGAAACAAAGGAGAUGCAGGGAUAAAAGGAAAUGUUGGACUUGUUGGACCGAGAGGUGACACAGGUGAACCAGGACCUGUAGGAAAACCGGGCGCAAGAGGUUUGAAUGGACCUCCUGGUGUUCAUGGAGAAAAAGGUUCAAAAGGUCCAGUAGGGGGACUUGGUCCUAAAGGAAAUAAAGGUAACUUAGGGAGGUCUGGUUUACGAGGCGAAGUUGGGCCUAAGGGAGAUAGAGGACCACCAGGACCACAAGGAAAUCCAGGACCACCUGGGCCCAAAGGACAAUCAGGAAUUAAAGGAGAUCCCGGAAUUCCAGGCCCACAGGGACUUAGGGGAGAAAGGGGGAAACCAGGCCCCCCAGGAUCUCAAGGACCGCCGGGUCCAUGACUGGAAGCACUUUAAUUUUCUUUUCAGCUGUUUAAACUUCCCGUAUGUCUAUUAUAUAAUUAUUCCUCAUGCUCAAUCACAAAGAAAAUCAGUCAUAUUUUGAUUUUAAUCAGAAACGAUUUGUGUUUAACUUUCUGAGGGAAUCAUAA
Carcharodon carcharias (great white shark) is the source of this 2803-nucleotide messenger RNA. It is a transcript of the gene scara3, whose product is annotated as scavenger receptor class A, member 3. The transcript is spliced from 7 exons. The record is from RefSeq and is a predicted model, not a curated record. NCBI's taxonomy places the organism in Eukaryota, Metazoa, Chordata, Chondrichthyes, Lamniformes, Lamnidae. The coding region runs from base 882 to 2654 and encodes 590 amino acids.